Molecule: messenger RNA, 620 nt
Organism: Acromyrmex echinatior (Panamanian leafcutter ant)
Lineage: Eukaryota; Metazoa; Arthropoda; Insecta; Hymenoptera; Formicidae
Source: RefSeq, a predicted model, not a curated record
AAUAAAAAUUAGAUAUCUACGAACGCGAAUUACAUAAAGUUGGCUAAAACUAAGGAGUGUACUAAGGAUUAACAGAUUAUCUUCUCUCUCACGGGUACGAUCUUGACAUAGUGGCAGGGUUCAGUACCUAGAGGAUAUUUACAUGAAAAGAACGAUUUUUCUCGUAUCUAAAAAUUUUCAGAUUUAUCUGAAUGAUACAUCUAGAUAAAUUUUUAGAUAUUGAGUAAAAUCAUUCUCUUCGUGUAAAAAUCCAACGGGGAAGCUAACGUACCUUCGUCGCCGAUUUAUUUGAAAAUGAUCGAACCGCAGCCGGUUCGUCGCGUCGCGUGUUUGCCGGGAGUGCCGUUUAAGUUAUCGGACUCAAAUUAUAGUCCGCGCGCGAUUAUAUUAUUCGCGAGUGUUUUACGCGAGUGUCCUGUGCAAGAGGAUGUCAACCCUAUUCUGAGAGGAGGAGGAGAUCUGGGAGAGACAUGGGCACCAAUGGAACAAUCUUGCGUGGAGGAGAGUACAAAGACUGUUGCGAAUGAAGCUGCAAACACGGAACAAACCAAGACGCAAAUUAACGGCGAUAUCGGUAUGUACCUCAAAAUUAGAAAAAUCUCUAGUUGAUCAUUAAUCCU